UACUUCUCAGUGGAAAGCACACUCGUGCCAUUUUCAAAAAGGGGGAAGAUGCGGAUGCUUCGAUCGGUGAAUAAGUUUCAUUGAAUGCUUCAAAUCUGUUGCAUAAUGCCGCAAUAGCCUCCGAGGAAUGCUGCUAAUAAAGACGACGAUAGACCAGGCCAGUCCUUGAAGGACAAAAUGUCUACUGUGCAAGAGGUAGAGGCUGUCGGGUCUCCGCUACAUCACAAUAUGAAUCCUGAAGUAAAAACGGAAGAACAAGACUCCAUUGACCCCAAGCCAGGAGAAGGAAGAACACAUUUUCUAAACUUUGGGAAAAGCAAGGAAGAACCAAGACAUAACGUGAAAGAAGAGCCAGAGGAAAAUCCGUCAAAGAACUGGGAUGCCCAGUUGCAAGAGUUUCUGAAGACACUGCAGGGUCCUCAGGGAAGAAGAGAAGUUCCACAGUUCCUGGAGCCAAAGCUCUGGGGUGGUCCUAAAUUGUCUCGGAUGUCCUCCCAAGGAGGGAUGGAUACCAGCAAAUGGUCGGAAGAAAUGUGGAUUUCCCAGAUCGAGACUCAUCUCGUUGGGACAACCCAAGACGAUUGGGACACCCUUCUGGAUGUUGCCCGUGGUGGGAAGGAGAAGAUGGGAGAUCUGGCUGAAGAAGCCAUCAGGGUGGAGACAAGAUGCCAUCCCUUCCGGACCCUGAGCUACGAAGAGGCCAAGGGACCUCGAGAUUUUUGCCAGCAGCUUCAAGAGCUUUGUCGUGAGUGGUUGAAACCAGAGAAACACACCAAGGAGCAGAUCCUGGACCUGGUGACCUUGGAGCAGUUUCUGUUUGCCUUGCCUCUGGAUAUGCAGAAUUGGCUCAGGAAAUAUGGCCCAGAGACUUGUGCCCAUGCAGUGUCCUUGUCAGAGGAGUUCCUCUUGAAGCGACAGGAGACCCAGACAUGGGAACGGCAGGUGAGGGUAUUUGCAGUUUGGAACAUUGCUAUUUUGGGGUUUAUAACCACACAAUAUAAAUUAGCUACUCCCCAAUCUUGAUUAAAAAA
Protobothrops mucrosquamatus (brown spotted pit viper) is the source of this 1031-nucleotide messenger RNA. RefSeq lists its product as uncharacterized. NCBI's taxonomy places the organism in Eukaryota, Metazoa, Chordata, Lepidosauria, Squamata, Viperidae. The record is from RefSeq and is a predicted model, not a curated record. The transcript has a single exon. The coding region runs from base 178 to 1023 and encodes 281 amino acids.